AUGGGUUCGUCGUCGUCGCGGAAUGCUGCGUCCAACUUUCCCUCGCAUGAUGAUCCAGCGUACCGGAAGUGUCAGGAACUGAAGAUGGAACGUUGGAUACAAUUGCACUAUCAGAUAAAAGAGCGCGAAAUGGCAACGUAUAUUGCUGGCAAACGUGAGCUCUUCUAUUGGUUAAGCGCCUUCUAUAUGACCUCGAGCAUUGGUUGCUGGCAAUAUUAUCAGCACAUUCGUCGAAAAGCGGCGUUGCUACCAAUGGUUCCUUUGACCUUUGUUAUGGCCUAUUAUGCCGAUUUAGCUUACGGCAGCAAAGUACAUCGCAUUCAAGCUGAAGCCAAUAUGAUAUUAGAGCACGAGAAUGAGCUGCUGCACUGGCCUGGCGGCUUGCCAACUGUAUCAUCGCUGGAUGAGGCACGUGUCGAAAAUGAAAUCGAAAAGAAAUUACAUCCACACCCUUCAUAGGCUUAUCCAUUGACAGUUUAUCUAUGCUUUCCAUGCUACUGAAACUUUUACAUUUCAUAUAUUGCUCAAUGAAAUAAUUAUUUUUCCAAUUAAUCACAUUUGUAUGUAUUUAACCAUUUUAUAUUCACUUUUUGAAAUUUAAACAUAUAUUUAUGCAAUUGAAAAUUUGUGACAAUAUUCGAAUUACUUAUAAGAUUAGCCAUUUUCUAAACGUACAUGUACUAUAUAUAUAUACAUACAUACAUACGAAUAUUUCGCAGUUAUUGAUGUGUGUAAACGGUUUUUUACUAUUCAAUAUAUUUAUCUUGUCCAUAAUAUAAA
This is a messenger RNA of Bactrocera latifrons, 780 nucleotides long. RefSeq names its product plasminogen receptor (KT). Gene Ontology annotation, cellular component: plasma membrane. Gene Ontology annotation, biological process: positive regulation of plasminogen activation. The record is from RefSeq and is a predicted model, not a curated record. Bases 1 to 459 code for a protein of 152 amino acids. NCBI's taxonomy places the organism in Eukaryota, Metazoa, Arthropoda, Insecta, Diptera, Tephritidae. The transcript is spliced from 3 exons.